Molecule: messenger RNA, 5889 nt
Organism: Phragmites australis (common reed)
Lineage: Eukaryota; Viridiplantae; Streptophyta; Magnoliopsida; Poales; Poaceae
Product: ABC transporter B family member 9-like
Exons: 12
Coding region: 123-3956 (1277 amino acids)
Biological process (GO): transmembrane transport
Cellular component (GO): membrane
Molecular function (GO): ATP binding; ABC-type transporter activity; ATP hydrolysis activity
Source: RefSeq, a predicted model, not a curated record
AAGAAGCUCUAGCAUCCUCGAUCAGGAAGCAACUAAUUAACUAACAAAAACUCUCUCGGGAACCAAGAAAUCAAAGGAAGAGGCCGGAGAGAGAGAGAGAGAGCUGGUUGACUUGACCGAUCAUGGCUAGCGGCCAGGAGAGGAGCGGCGCCGAUGAUGUAGAAGGGGGAGCAGGGGAGGAGGGAGCUGAGAAGCCGGCGGCCGUGGUGGAGCGCGUGCCGCUACACCGGCUGUUCGCGUUCGCGGACAGGAUGGACGCCGCGCUGAUGGCCGUGGGCGCCGCGGCGGCGGUAGCCAACGGGAUGGCGCAGCCGCUCAUGACCUUCAUCUUCGGCGACGUCAUCGACGCCUUCGGCUCCACCGCAUCCUCCGGCGUCCUCCACAGGGUCAUCAAGGUGAUCAUGAACUUUGUCUAUCUUGCCAUUGGAGCAGGACUCGCUUCAACACUUCAGGUAUCAUGUUGGACAAUUACUGGAGAAAGACAGGGGGCACGAAUCAGAGCCUUGUAUCUCAAAGCUAUUCUGAGACAGGAUAUUGCAUUUUUUGACAUGGAAUUGAGCACUGGGCAAGUGGUUGAGAGGAUGACAGGAGACACAUUCCUCAUUCAAGAUGCCAUUGGAGAAAAGGUUGGGAAGUCCAUACAACUCCUUUCUACUUUUGUUGGUGGCUUCAUUAUUGCAUUUGUGAGAGGAUGGCUCUUGGCUCUUGUUAUGCUCUCAUGCAUUCCUCCAAUUGCUGUUGCCGGUGCAAUUGUGUCAAGGUUGAUGACAAGACUCUCCACCCGCAUGCAAUCAAAAUAUGGUGAGGCUGGAAACAUUGUUGAACAAACUCUUGGGGCCAUUAGAACGGUUGUUUCGUUCAGUGGCGAGAAGCAGGCUAUAAUGACAUAUAACACAUUCAUAAGAAAAGCAUGUGAAUCUGCUCUACAAGAAGGUGCUGUAAGUGGACUUGGAUUGGGUUCUGUAAUGGCAGUGUUGUUUUGCAGUUAUGGGUUGGCAGUUUGGUAUGGAUCUAGAUUGAUAGUCAAGCGCGGAUACAAUGGUGGCAUGGUUAUUUCGGUUAUAAUGGCUGUCAUGAUCGGCGCAAUGUCCUUAGGUCAGGCAACACCAUCAGUAACUGCUUUCGCAGAAGGUCAAGGAGCAGCAUAUAGAAUGUUCAAGACAAUUGAACGGCAACCAGAUAUUGAUAUACAUGAUGCCACAGGUAUCAUACUGGAGGACAUCAAGGGUGAUGUUGAACUCAAGGAUGUGUACUUCAGCUAUCCUACCAGGCCUGAACAUUUGGUAUUUGAUGGAUUCUCAUUGCGAGUACCAAGUGGUACAACUAUGGCCCUAGUUGGAGAGAGCGGCAGUGGGAAGUCGACCGUGAUCAGUUUGAUGGAGAGGUUUUAUGAUCCGCAUGCUGGGGAAGUCUUGAUUGAUGGAGUUGACAUUAAAAGAAUGAAUCUUGGAUGGAUCAGAGGAAAGAUUGGUCUUGUCAGCCAAGAACCAGUGUUGUUCUCAACUACAAUCAGGGAAAAUAUUGCCUAUGGGAAGGAAGAUCUAACCCUUGAAAAGAUCAAGGAAGCAGUUGAGCUUGCGAAUGCAUCAAAAUUCAUUGAUAAGUUACCAAAUGGUCUUGAGACAAUGGUUGGGGAACGUGGAACUCAACUAUCUGGAGGGCAGAAGCAAAGAAUAGCAAUUGCUAGAGCAAUUGUAAAGAACCCUAGGAUCUUGCUACUUGAUGAAGCAACUAGUGCGCUGGAUAUGGAAUCUGAGAGGGUAGUUCAAGAAGCUUUGAAUAGGGUUAUGUUACAAAGGACUACAAUUAUUGUUGCUCAUCGCCUAAGCACAGUAAAGAAUGCUGAUGUGAUAUCGGUCUUACAGCAUGGGAAGAUGGUGGAACAAGGUUCACAUGCAGAACUGAUGAAGAUACCUGAAGGUGCCUACUCUCAGCUGAUUCACCUACAACAGACUCAUCAAGAGACACAGUAUUCUACUGUCGACCCUGAUAUGAUAGUAACAAACAGUUUUGGCUCCAGAUCUAUAAAUACCAAGCCGAGGAGCCAAAGUAUCUCUAGGAGAUCAACUAGUGAAGGCUCCUCUUUCGAGCAUAGUGGUAGGCACUCUCUCCCUGCUCCGCUUGGCCUACCUGAUCCAAUGGAAUUUAGUGAAGCUCUGGACAUAAAGGAGGAGACUACAGACGAAGUGACUAGUGCCCGGAAGAAAGCUCCAAUUGGUAGACUCUUCCGUCUGAACAAACCAGAGGCUUUUGUUCUUGCACUUGGUUCUAUAACUGCUGCAAUGCAUGGUCUUAUUUUUCCUAUAUAUGGCAUAUUGAUUUCAACUGCGAUAGAAGUGUUUUAUGAGCCACCAGAAGUACUACUGAAGGACUCCAGAUUCUGGGCAAGCAUGUUUGUUGUGCUGGGGGCUUGUGCAUUAGUUCUGAUUCCAAUAGAGUAUUUCCUGUUCGGAUUAGCAGGCGGGAAGCUUGUGGAGCGCAUACGGUCAAUGACAUUCCAAAGUGUAAUGCGCCAAGAGAUCAACUGGUUCGAUAAACCUGAACACUCGAGUGGAUCAAUUGGUGCAAGGCUAUCGACUGAUGCUCUGAAUGUGAAGCGACUCGUUGGUGACAAUUUAGCACUUAAUGUCCAGACUAUAUCAACUGUGAUAUCAGGCUUCACAAUAGCAAUGGUGGCAAACUGGAAGCUGGCAAUGAUUAUCACAGUGGUGGUUCCUUUGGUGGGUUUUCAAGGCUAUGCUCAAAUCAAGUUCCUGAAAGGUCUCAAUAAAAAUGCAAAGUUGAAGUAUGAAGAAGCAAGUCAAGUAGCAACUGAUGCAGUUGGUGGCAUCAGAACUGUGUCAUCAUUUUGUGCUGAGAAGAAGGUGAUGGAAACAUAUGAGAAGAUGUGUGAAUCUCCAAUAAGGCAAGGAAUAAGGGAAGGUGUUAUCAGUGGCUUGGGUUUUGGCUUCUCAUUCCUUGCAUUCUACUUUACGUAUGCUCUCUGUUUCUAUGUCGGUGCUAAGUUUGUUCAGCAAGGAACGGCGACAUUUCCUGAAGUGUUUAGGGUCUUCUUCGUAUUAGUUUUGGCAACUAGUGGAAUCUCGCGAACAAGUGCAGUAGGUGUGGACAGCAAUAAGGCUAAUGAUGCGGCCGUCUCUAUCUUUGAAAUUCUUGACCGGAAAUCCAAGAUUGAUUACAGCAGCCAGGAGGGUGUGACCAUCGCAAGUGUGAGGGGUGACAUUGAUUUCCAGAAUGUGUGCUUCAAGUACCCGUUGCGACCAAAUGUUCAAAUCUUCAAGCAUCUGUCGUUGAGCAUUCCUUCUGGAAAGACUGUUGCGUUAGUUGGAGAGAGCGGAAGUGGCAAAUCAACUGUGAUCGCUCUCCUUGAGAGGUUCUAUGAUUCAGAUUCCGGUAAGAUCCUUUUUGAUGAUGUGGAACUUGAGGCGCUGAAGAUAAGUUGGCUUCGGCAGCAAAUCGGGCUAGUUGCCCAAGAGCCAGUGUUGUUCAAUGACACCAUCCGCACCAACGUAGCUUAUGGGAAGCAAGGGGAGGCAUCUGAAGAAGAGAUCAUUGCUGCUGCUGAAGCAGCCAAUGCGCAUCAGUUCAUCUGUGCCCUGCCUGACGGAUACAACACCAUCGUCGGCGAAAGAGGGAUCCAAUUGUCAGGCGGGCAGAAGCAGCGUGUCGCCAUCGCAAGGGCCAUCAUAAAGAACCCUAAGGUGUUACUGUUGGAUGAGGCAACAAGCGCGCUAGAUGCGGAGUCAGAGCGAGUGGUGCAAGAGGCGCUAGACCAGGUGAUGGUUGGUAGGACCACCGUGGUGGUGGCCCAUCGGUUGUCAACAAUCAGAGGUGCGGAUAUCAUCACCGUCCUGAAGAACGGUGCAGUAGUCGAGAAAGGCAGGCAUGAAGAGUUGAUGCGGAUAAAGGAUGGAACCUACGCUUCCCUUGUUGAGCUCAGCUCUAGUUCUGGGUGACCUGAUGGAAGCCUAGACAUUAUUCAAAACUGACAUAACCCUCACGUGGAUUGGAUAAUAUGUAAAAGGGUGUACUCAGGGUUCUACUUGAAGUUAAUUCCUAGCCUGUCCAUAAGCAACAACGACUCCACAGCACGCACCAUUCGUUUCUGUCUAUAAAAUUUCAUGUGAUGUAUGCGAAUAGUUUGGAUGUACCCAACGUGGGUGUGGUAAUUUGAAAGGAUAGAUCUAAAAGGGUUUUGUUCAUUAUCCACAUGGAUUGGAUAAUAUGUAAAAGGGUGUACUCAGGGUUCUACUUGAAGUUAAUUCCUAGCCUGUCCAUAAGCAACAACGAGUUCACAGCACGGACCGUCUGAUCGGCCCCUACUCGAUUGCCUAGCACAAUGGGAUGGACCUUUAUAGACGACUCAAUUACAGGCCUUGACCGCCGCCCCUUAAGGCCGCAAAGCGAAGGAAGACGAAGGUCCUUAGCACCGAUGAGCCUUUCGAUUAAGCCUCUAGGGCUAACCGAGAUGGGUCCAGAUCCUUGUUGGCCCCUACUUCGAAGGGUCCAAAUGUGCCGAAAGCAUCAAAGCUACCGAGAGCCUUGGGGAAAGCCCCAACCCCAAGGCGCCGACCUCUGGAGGAGGAGAUGCCCUGAAAGAUCCCUCCACCUCAUCCGAGGAGGAUAAGGUCGGGGUUGCCGACUCGACGGCGCAUGCGGCACCACCUCCUCCGGUAGGCAAUGCUCCCCCCCCUCUACUAUGCGAACCUUCGUCACUGUAUCCCAACAAGGAGAUAAAGAGAUUCAAUGUGCCCGAUGUCUUCCAAAGGCUUGUCUCUGGCUUUGAUAACGAGCAUCAUCGAUCAUUCUAGUGUAAAUGAGACCUCAGGUUUCUAUUCGCUAAAGCAUUCUUCGUCCUAUAUGUUUUGUUGGCCUCAAUCUGCUAAUUUUCUUCAUAAUUGUCGACAGAGAGUCCCCCUCCUUGGAUGCCUCCCCAGGUUGGCCUUGGCAAGAGCAAAGGACUAUUUACCUACCCUAGCCCUUCGAUCCCUCCACACAGGGAGGUCAUACCCUUGUUCUCGUAUGACCUUGUCAUCCUUUGUAGGACAUGUUCCCUCUGCAUGCGUUGAGGCUUCAGUUGUCGACCUUUCUCCCGCUCUCCUCCUCGAACACAUCAUCGCUGGUCAUGUGAAGGUAUGUGUUUUUUCUAUGCAUUCUAGAAUUUGGCUCGAAGUCCCCCCUUAAUGUUUUUACUAUCUGUAGGAUGUCUUGUUGGCGUGCAGUGCUCAGAAGGUGGUCCACAAUGCGAGCACUCAACUUGAGGAGUCACAUUCGCAAAAGCGAUAGCAUGAGGGGGAGGUGAAGAGAUUGAAGGCCACUCUUGAAGAGGUGACGAAGGUCCUCACAAACGAGAAGGCCACCCUCGCAGAGGCGAUGAAGGCUCUUGUCAAUGAGAAGGAGGCUCGAGGCAACCUCCUCAGAGGUGGCUUCCAUUAUGCAUGAGUUAGGGCUAGUUCCUGGCCCCUGCCCCUCUAUUGACAUAGAUCUUCAAGGGGGCUUGGGUGGCUUUGAGUCGUUGCGUCCACUCUGAGGUCGGGUACCCUGGCCUUCGACGACUUUUGUACUAGGAUUGCCUGUGCACCAUCUUCAGCACCCUGAGGGCACUCGGUUGUGCCCAUUACAGUGAACUAUCCCAUAAUGACUUUGAGUUUCCCUCAGAUAUGACGUUGACUGUGAAAGCCGUACAAAUAGCAUUUGGCUUAAUUGAACAUGCCGACUGGCUAUAAAAAUGAGGGUAGCACAAGCCCGAUAACCGACGUGUCAUGUGCUAACACACAUCUAAACCACCUAUUGCACAACCAUUCGAUUAAAACAAAUGCAAUCCCGGUAUUCCUGGUACGUGCGUGCCAUGAUCACACAUGUACUUUUACAACACGUUCAUCACAAUAA